AUGUACGGAGGCAUGUAUGGAGUACCGGUAGGUUUCGCCCAGGACCAGGGACGAGCAUGGAAAGAAGCGGACGGAGUGAACUCCGCAAAUACCACUACUGAUACUAAGCACAUCGGUAGUACUUACUCACAACUACCAACACGCGACGUCGGCCGUCGACGACAAUACAGAUUCCAUGCGUUGGGAGCGGAGAAGCGACCGCCUCCGCCACCACCUCCACCACCACCGCCACCACCACAACCAGUGCCGACCACAGGCCACACCCAUCCUUCCUGGGCGACCGAAAAAUCCCAAAACGAAAGAGAGAGUCCCCUGGCAAGUCCUCAGAGAGAGAUAGAAAGAAAGAAAGAUCCUCCCUACAAAGAAACCCAAUCCGCAGACCGACCGACCUGCGAAAUCUGGACUCGUCCAACAUGCCGAGGGAUGAGAGUCACGGUUGGUCGUCGCUGGUGGUCUCUCCCCAUUCCCAAGAUGUCUCAGCUCCCUUCUCGAGCUCCACAGGAAUAUAUUGCGCACCCAUCCAUCCCGGCUAUCAGAGUGGCCGGGACCGAGAGCGAUACCAUCUCCGUAAUCUAUCUGUCGUUGUUUCAAAGAGACGCUUCUCCUUGCAUGCCAUCCUCUGUCUCUCUUUCUCUCUCUCUGUCCUCUGUCUCCUCCUCUCUCUCUCUCUUCCCCUUGCUCUUUUUCUCUACCUAG
This is a messenger RNA of Drepanopeziza brunnea f. sp. 'multigermtubi' MB_m1, 696 nucleotides long. The record is from RefSeq and is a predicted model, not a curated record. Lineage: Eukaryota; Fungi; Ascomycota; Leotiomycetes; Helotiales; Drepanopezizaceae.